AUGGAGCGGCCUAACGCGCCGGCCGCCCGCGUAACCGUGGCGCCGCUGUCGGCCAAUUCGAUGAGGCGGGCGACGUCCUCGGGUGUCCAUGGCUUGUUGCGCAUCACUUCGUCCAGGCUACGGACAUUCGACGGUGUCCAGGCAUGGAUGGAUCCAAACAGCCUGAGCGACGUUCUUCAAGCCUCAACAUCAAGGGAGAGACAUCAUGAGUGUCAAAGGCGAGAUCAAAGAAGGCGCCGGCUUCGUCAAGGAACAUCUGAACGAGCACGGCAAGGC
Messenger RNA from Didymodactylos carnosus, 276 nucleotides. The record is from the annotation of a GenBank genome assembly. Lineage: Eukaryota; Metazoa; Rotifera; Eurotatoria; Philodinida; Philodinidae.